CGUUACACUCACUCGCUUUUUAAUUUUUUAAAAUUCAACGCUAUUACGUACUCUCUCUCUCCAGUCUCCACCUGCUCUCCCGUCCCGUCUCCCCUGCAAAUUCCAAACCGACUGGAACUUUCUCAAAAACUCUUUUUACAUAUAAAAGGAAACACGGAGUCAAAAAGUCUCUGAAAAAAACACACACAUCCUCAAAAUAUCAGUAUAGGUCAUUGCAGACAAAGUAGAAAACCCAAACAGUGGCAUAAAGUAGGAUGGCCAUGGAAGCCGAGGCUACAACUGCUCCUGCCUUGGCCCUUGCUGACACCGAUAUCAAUUGGGACAGGUUGGACAAGACAAAGUUUCAUAUCAUUGGAGCUAUCCUCUUUACUGCUCAGUCAGCCUUGUUACAUCCUACAGCAGUUGUAAAGACUAGAAUGCAGGUAGCUGGUUCUGGUCUUUCUCGCAUGCGCGGAAUUUCAGUAUUUAAACAUAUAUUGAAGACUGAUGGUAUCCCUGGCCUCUAUAGAGGUUUUGGCACUUCUGCUGUUGGAUCAUUGCCUGGUAGAGUCCUGGCUUUGACAUCACUUGAAAUAUCAAAAGAUAUGAUGUUAAAAUAUACUGAAGGUUUAGAUAUGGCUGAAUCAUCGCGUGUCGGGAUUGCAAAUGGAGUGGCAGGAAUGAUGUCAAGUUUGGUUUCUUGUGCCUACUAUGUGCCUUUGGAUGUGAUCUGCCAGAGACAAAUGGUACAAGGGCUUCCUGGGACUACAGUCUGCAAUGGACCAUAUGAUGUGGUGUGUAAAGUGAUUAAGGCUGAAGGGUUCCGUGGUAUGUAUAGAGGCUUUGGAUUGACAGCCCUGAUGCAGUCCCCAGCAUCUGCACUUUGGUGGGCUGCCUAUGGAGCUGCCCAACACAUCAUUUGGAGGAGCUUGGGUUAUAGAGAUGAUAUGGACAAAAAACCAUCUCAUAUAGAGAUGGUGACGGUUCAGGCAACAGCAGGAAUGGUUGCUGGUGCUUGUUCAUCUGUUAUCACUACUCCCAUUGACACUGUAAAGACACGAUUGCAGGUCAUGGAUAAUUUUGGUGCUGGAAGACCAUCAGUACUCAAGACGAUGAGGACGCUCCUUAAGGAAGAUGGAUGGCAGGGCUUCUAUAGAGGGUUUGGACCUCGAUUCUUAAAUAUGUCACUCUAUGGAACAACAAUGAUUGUUACCUAUGAACUUAUAAAGAGGUUAUCUGUGAGGCAAUAAUGAGAUAUUGAGCUUGAGGAGCAAAGUUAGCUUGUGCAAAACUGAAGUUAUUUGAACUGCAAGGAAAUUGAUUCUGACAAGUUUAAAUUCCAGAGACUGAGAAUGUGGAGACAGCCCUAAAGUUUUGCGUGACACAACGUAGGAAUAGUUGGAAUCCAGCCAUUCUUAGAGAGAGGGUUUUUAAUUCACUUCCUUCUCUAUAGUUUUGAUUAGAAGGUGGUAUGUUUUCCCGAAAUUUGUCAGUGUUUUACGCCAUUGAAUUUCCAUUGCUUAUUCUUCCCUGUCAUGAUGUCGUUGGGCUGCAAUUCAUAGACACUGCAUAACAACGACAUCCAGUGAUCCAGGUAUUUGACAGGAUUUUGGAAUACCGGUUGUACCGUGAAACAUUAAUAUUUCUUGUAAUUCUAAAUAAUAUAUGAAAUAUUAAUAUUUCUUGAUAA
This is a messenger RNA of Quercus robur (English oak), 1669 nucleotides long. RefSeq lists its product as uncharacterized. Lineage: Eukaryota; Viridiplantae; Streptophyta; Magnoliopsida; Fagales; Fagaceae. Bases 255 to 1229 code for a protein of 324 amino acids. The record is from RefSeq and is a predicted model, not a curated record. The transcript is spliced from 6 exons.